Phycodurus eques (leafy seadragon) is the source of this 6268-nucleotide messenger RNA. RefSeq names its product immunoglobulin superfamily, member 9b (gene igsf9b). The record is from RefSeq and is a predicted model, not a curated record. Lineage: Eukaryota; Metazoa; Chordata; Actinopteri; Syngnathiformes; Syngnathidae. The coding region runs from base 1 to 5607 and encodes 1868 amino acids. Gene Ontology annotation, biological process: cell-cell adhesion. Gene Ontology annotation, molecular function: protein binding. The transcript is spliced from 19 exons.
AUGGGGAACAUCGUGGUGGAUAGGGUGUGUCGCGAGGUUUGUCAUCAGCGGUUCGCUGGCAGAGAGGGGGCCUCCGCGGAGCUGGGCUGCAGUCUCGCUCCAGAAUCGAAGGGCGCCGCCAGCCCGAACCUCUUCCCGUUGCACGUGGUGGAGUGGGUGCGGCUCGGUUACAGCGUUCCUAUCCUCAUCAAAUUCGGAGUGUACGCUCCUCGAGUUCAUCCCAACUACAAGGGGCGUGUCUCUCUGACCCGCGGCGCCUCCCUGCUGGUGGAACGGCUGACCCUCGAGGACGAGGGCUGGUUCGAGUGCCGCAUCCUGCUCCUGGACAGCAAAACGGACGACUUCCAGAACGGCACGUGGACCUUCCUCUCCAUCACAGCUCCGCCGGUGUUUAUCAAGACGCCACCAAGUUUUGUGGAGGUUCUGCUCGGAGACUCGCUGACGCUCAGCUGUGGCGCUCAGGGCAACCCGCGCCCGACCGUCGUGUGGCACAAGGAUGAGACCCCGAUUGACAAACGUGAAAAAAUCAAAGUGCUCAACGGUACCUUGUCUUUGGCCUCAGCCACAAGGAGCGUUUCCGGAGUGUAUAAAUGUCACGUUUCCAAUUCGGAGGGCAACCUGACGCACACGACGCAGCUGCAGGUCAAAGGUCCCCCAAUCAUCAUCAUCUCGCCAGAGGACACAACUCUCAAUAUGUCUCAGGAUGCCCUUCUGCAGUGCCAGGCUGACUCUUACCCUUCCAACCUCACAUAUGAGUGGAUCAAACAAGGGCAGAAUGUUUACCAUAUCGAGUCGCUAAAGUCCAGAGUGAAGGUUUUGGUGGACGGAACCCUUUUGAUCCCUAAUCUAAUCCCAGAAGAUGCCGGAAACUACACUUGUAUCCCAACGAACGGGAUACUGACUCCGCCCUCGGCCUCAGCACAUCUCAAAGUGAAACACCCUGCUCGAGUCGUACGAAUGCCCAGGGAAACCUACUUGCCCUCUGGCAUGGAGGGCGUCAUCAUGUGCCCUGUCCAGGCGGACCCCCCUGUGCUCUAUGUGAACUGGACCAAAGAUGGGAACGAGUUAAAUCUCGACAAUCUCCCAGGGUGGAUGGUGAACUCGGAGGGCUCGGUUUUCAUAGCGACAGCAAAUGACAACGCCGUGGGCAUGUACAGCUGCACUGCAUAUAACAGCUACGGCACCAUGGGUCAGUCUGAGCCCACCCAGGUCAUUCUGCAGGAUCCGCCCGCAUUCCAAGUGCCUCCUCGGCCUGAGUACCUUCAGGAGGUGGGCAGAGAGUUGGUCAUCCCCUGUGAAGCUCGUGGAGAUCCCGUGCCGAACAUAACAUGGAGCAAGAUUGGCUCUAUUCCCCGUUCUCAAUACUUUGUGUUGGCUAAUGGUUCCCUCCUGCUGCAGCCUCUCAGUAAAGACCACCACGGGGGCUGGGAAUGCUUGGCCUCAAACCGUGUCGCAACUGCCAGCGCAGGCACUGUCGUCAUGGUGCUGGGUACCAGUCCUCACGCAGUUUCUUCAGUAUCUGUAAACACGGAGAUCAACCAAGCGAAUGUGUCCUGGGUGCCUGGGUUCGAUGGCGGUUACACCCAGAAGUACACCGUGUGGGUCAAGCAGGCGUCAAGAGGUAAACACGAAUGGGCAUCUUUACCUGUGCCCACAUCCAAGAACUACCUGUUGGUCACCAGUCUUCUGGCUGCGACCAGUUAUCAGCUCAGUGUCCUACCUCAGAAUAAACUCGGCUCUGGACCCUUCAGUCAAAUUGUCACUGUAAGAACCCGAGCUGUGCCGACCGAAGCCCCGACUGUCGUCGCCACUCUGCUCACACUGGAACCGCCCACCAUCUUGUCCGCUAACCGGACCAGACAAGGUGUUCUCCUCCAGUGGUCACCGCCUGUGGAUCCAUCCUCUCCGCUGACAAGUUUUGUGCUGCAAGCUCGUCGGAAUCAGGGCCAGUGGCUCGUCCUUAGCAGCAACAUCAGUGCCAAUGAGAGUGAAGUCCUUGUACAGGGACUGCUUCGCGACUCUCGUUACGAUCUGCGGCUGAUGUCCCACAGCAAUCAAGUGCGCAGUGAACCGAGUGAUUUUGUCAGUAUAUCUACUGCAGGGAUGGAGGUUUACCCGCUGAGCCCGGGUUUCUUGGAGCUCGCCCCUGGGCCUCUGCUGGCGGGUGUGGUCGGAGGAGUGUGCUUCCUUUUCAUGGCCAUUGUGCUCUCAUUAGCAACAGCUUGCUACAUGAGAAACUGGAGAGAGCGUCGGCGCAGGAAGAGACAACAAGAUGUUCCAUCUGCUUUCCAGAAGAGUCCAUCCAUAGAUGCUCGCUCUCCUCCCCGCAGCCCAGACAGUGUCUUGAAGCUGAAGCUGUGUCCUCCUAUUCCCUUCUUCCCUAGCUCCUCCUCACAGUAUGACCGCUCCUCCUUCGAUAAAGGCAGUCGAGGAGAAUAUCAAGACCAGCGCAAGCAACUUUUGGCUAACUCAUCUCCACCACCGCAUUACACGCUCUUCGAGAGCCACUUGGGGUCCCAGGCUCCCUCUCCAACAUCUUUGGAGUCCAUUCACAGAGGCCCAGAUGGACGUUUCAUCAUCCAACCUCUGAUAGAGAGUUCCAGCCCCUCCAACAAGAAAAAUUUGAAGGACAUCUUGCAGAGUAAUGGUGGCGCAAGUGGCUCAGGAAGCAACCGGACAUCGUUUCGGGACUCCCCAAAAUCAAGUAUCUUAAGUUCCGACAAGGACGAGAAGAAGGAUUCGCCACUUAGCGUGGAUGUCCUGGAGCUGAGUAGGCCUUCCUCCUCUCCUGGAAGAGUGCGGGCCAUUGCUCGGAAUUUCUCCCGUCAUGGCUGCUUUUACUCUGAUGAGGAACAUGGCUCGGAGAACCUCCUGGAAAGAGCGAGCUUCUAUUCAGACACCAGUGAGAAAAAAAACUGCGAUUCUCUGAAAAGGCAUCGCAUGCCAGCCCGCACUGAAGACCUUUUCCCCAUUUUGUCAAGGAGAACCUACAUUUUGGAUCGAGACGCUGACCGACCACAGUCCUUAGGCUAUCAACCCAUGGCCAGUCAGCUUACUGAUAAUAGCACACUAAUCACACUACUUGAUAGUGAACUGGAGAGCGACAGCGUCAAAAAGUGCAUCCAACUGGCCAAGGAGAGGGAGCAAAUGGAGCGUGAGCUCGCACGCUAUACAACCAAUAACAGAAACCAAGAUGAUGGGAAAGAAGGCCCUCAGUGUAGCAUAGCCCAGUCAGAUGAAGAGCCCGUAUGGAAACUACAAGAUGUUACGCUCCGUCAAAAACACAAGCCCUCAGGCCACACGAGUCGGCUUGCAGACUAUCGACGGGCGUGCUACUUUGGGAGCACGAGUAGUCCCACGGACAGAGUUCCUACUUCUCACAUUGAGUGGGACAUUAGCCCCGUUACAGCCAUAACGAAACUUGUUCCAGCAAAGAGCCAGUGGGAGAUCACGUUGGCAGUAUUACAGCAGUUACAGCGUUCUCAUUCGGGUGCAGAAACUGCAGAGGACUCUCUUGCUCUUGAUUCGUCACAUUCUCAGGUGACUCAGAACACCUCCCUUCCAAUGCCUUCAUCAGAUGUGACAUUUGAAAACCCCACCGUUCCAUGUUUAGCGACAUCGGCCAGAGCCAAGUCAUUGAGUCCUCAGAGAGAUUCGGAUAUGUGUAGUAAGUCCGUGACACACGGGCUAAGGGAAACCAGUGUUGGAGGUGCACCCUCUCGGUCCAGGAAUUCAUAUGCUUAUGGCAGUCGGAAUUGGGAUUCAGCUUCUCGAAGUCCUUUGGUCUACAGUAAGCGUUCUGAAAGUCCAGCUUUUACUGUUUCAACAUCAUACGCAGCCACAAGGGAUCCCAGUCCUUCAGGUAUCUCUACCUUACCCUAUGAGCCUCAAGUUCAGUCAAAUCCCAGAGACAGUGGGCAUAAAGGCUGCGAUGAGCACCAAAGCUUUGAAUCAGAAAGAGAAGGUGUCCGAGCACGCUCCAGGAGGAGUGAAAAAUGUCUUUUCUCUGAUAGUCCCAGCCCUAUGUCAACAUUGACUCUUAUAGAAGAAGCUGAAAGUCAACGAUCCCAAUUUUCUAGCCCCAGGAUGUCAGGGCCAUUCAAGACCAAGCCAGCUGCAUCUCCUCCUAAAAUGUCCUCAGUGCAGACAAGUGCGAUUCUGGAAUACCUGAGCCUCCCAGGUUUUAUUGAGAUGAGUGUAGAUGAACCUGUGGAAGAACCUGAGCUUACAGACUCUACUGGACAAUGUGUGGACCAAAAAUCUGGAGACUCCAUAGUGGUUAAACCUGAUGUAGUCCCUAAAAACUGGGAGGUUCAUGUCCAGGAAUUUGCAGAAACUGAAUCAACUAAAAUGAAGGGUUGCUUUGAACCAUCACUUUUGCCAGAAAAACAUGGCUGUCAGCCUCAGGUUGAAGCAAGGGAGCCUCUUCUUCGAGUAAGGUUUCCGGACGACAUAAGACCACUAUCGGCGGCUCCAGCAAAAACAAGCAAACAACUAUACAAUGAAAAAACACAGAUUCGGGCUGAGACUAAAAGCACUGAGUCAAGACUGGGUUCCAGACCAGCUCAUACUUUGCUCAGUGCCGCAAAAGGCAUGGUAGAUAUCGUGUCAAAACAUUCUCCCAGCUUUGUGGACAGUAGUGAGCCUUUAUCAGAGCAAACCCAAAGACAAAGUUCUCAGGGCAACAGGACCAAUAACAUUGCAUCGCGAAUAAGUCAAGCCCCGGUGCCAUUUCUGAAGAAAUCCUUAAGCGUCGGCCCUUGUAGAGCACGCUCAGGUACGGGACCACCCCGACCGUUCCUUAAGAAAUCUAUCAGUUUUGGUUCCCCGAGAUGGGAGCACUUUGAGAGCCCGAGGACAUACAUCUCGGAGAAAUGUUACUGGGAUGAGUUCCCGAAGCCGGAAGUCAGGGUGAAGUCUUACAGUUUAGGUCGCACUCCAUCUUCCUUUCUCAGGCCAGGUCCUUCCUGGAGAGAGUACGUCCCCCUCAGGCGUCCCACCAUGGGGAGCUUAGAGAGACCCCCAUGUGCACAAAGAUCCAGUCCUUCCUACUUCACCCCUUCCAUGUACCCACCCAGAGAAAGCUCAGUGUCUCCAAUGUCAGAACACUGCGAGCCACGAAGGCAGGCGACUGUUUUCCCUGAUCCCUCAAGGUGGUCGCCCUCCUAUCCAGAUACACUGAGGUCUGCUCAGUACAAGUAUUUCCCCAUGUCCACCUCCAUCCCAGUCCCCAGUCAUCACCCUUGGCCAGGACCCAGACCAGAGAACGCGAGGCUGAUGGACCCCAGAACGGGGCCGCCGAGGUCCUACCUUCCCAGAGGUAUUAGCUGGCCCUCACCCUACUGCGUGCCUUUCCCUCAGAGGGAAGGGGAAGCUUGCAGACAGGCAGAGCGGACGAUGAGGAGGGCGGGCGAGACCGAGCCUCGGGAGGUCCGAGAAGGCGGCAGGGCCAGCUAUGCCAGUCAGAGCAGCGGGCGGGGCAGUGCCGGCUUCUUCCGCCAGUCACUGUCCAUCACUCCCACACUGCUCAGCUCCCCCGAAACCACCGAGGAGAGUCAGCGGCACAGAGCUGAGCUGGACCCACCUGAGAGGAGAUCGAAAAGGUGAAACGUUACCUCACGCGGAAAAAGACGACAGACGGAACGUGGAGGGAUUGAUUCUUGUUGCCAAAAUGACACUGUUUUCAUCUCACUUCCUGUGUAUUGCUGUUGUAUCAUUCUGACGCUUUGCUUUUGUGUAUUCCAGUAGAAGGAACACAUCAGUAGAUGAGAGUUAUGAGUGGGAUUCUGCUGACGCAUGUGUGGACUCUGAAGUCCUGGAGGCCUUGAGGUUUGAUCAGUCACAAGCGGAUUUUCAGACAAGCGCAGGGAGGCUUGCGUGUGGUCAACCUGCUGGCCUCCAGGACCAAAGAAACAAAGGUGCGCCUGACAAAGACAGCGAGUAGCAGACACCAGCGGUCUGAACAGUCUCACUUGACACGUGGAAAAACCUCAAGACAAAAGCUUCAAUCGUCUGUUCGAGCCGACUUAAAAAAAAAAAAAAAAAAAAAUAAAUACAAUACUGGACUGGAAAGCGAUUUGUCCACAGUUGUCAUCUGAUGGUAUUAUCUUGUUUUUGUUUCUGCUGAGAAGGGAUUAUUUAAUUUCAUAAACGCUCGGGCAACUGCGUUGGGGUUUUGUUGACAAUCAGACACAGACAAAAAACUGCUUUAGUGUAACCAGCAGCUCACGAAACAAUGAAGGUGUUAUUUCAGGUUAAGAUUUUUUUU